AUGGAAGACUGGGGUAUGUUCGUCCUUAAAGAGAAGUUCAAACCUAUAAAGGACGGUUUAAAAGAGUGGCACAAAAUGCAUUCCCAAAACCUUGGAGAAAGAAUCAAAACAUCAAAAGCAGUUCUGAACAAAUUAGAAAUCAAAGAACAGAAUGAAGGAUUGUCUUGCAAGGAAAUCGAAGAAAAAAGGGAGAAUGCGGAUGAACUUUACAAGUUUUCAAAUCUUAACUGUAGCAUUCAACGGCAAAAAUCAAGAAUCAAAUGGCUAAAGGAAGGAGACGCGAACACUAAGUUUUUUCAUGGUUGUAUAAACAGGAGGAGGAGGAUCAACGAAAUUGUGCACCUCGACAUAAACGGAAAAAAGGUUGAAAAGGUGGAUGAUAUGAAGAAGGCGAUUUUUGAUCAUUUCCAACAACAACUUUUGGCAAGAAAUUCAUGUAGUAUGGAUGCAAAUCUAAACUUCCACCAAAUCUCAGAGGCAGAAAAGGAAGAGCUAGUCAAAGAAUUCACAGUAGAAGAGAUUCGUAGAGCUGUCUGGGAUUGA
Molecule: messenger RNA, 543 nt
Organism: Vicia villosa (hairy vetch)
Lineage: Eukaryota; Viridiplantae; Streptophyta; Magnoliopsida; Fabales; Fabaceae
Exons: 1
Coding region: 1-543 (180 amino acids)
Source: RefSeq, a predicted model, not a curated record